AUGCGAGCUGGCGAAGGGUCAAGUGGUAAUUCUGAGUUUCAUAUACAAAACGAAGAUUUUCCUGCACUUCCGGGAGCAACGCAUCUUGAAUCUACUCAUAGUCAGUUGAAGAGUGGAAAUUCCGAUAACGUUGUACAAGACGCAAGGUACCUCGACAGGUCGAAUAUUGAAAAACUUGGCAUCAUAACAUCACCCGAUGGUUUGGUGAAAAACAUUCCGCCGACUAUGCUUGCUGAUCAAUUUGGUAUGGCAGGUCUCUUGACGUUCUUGCGGGCAAUUGAACUUGAUCCGCAAAUUGUUGGGCUUGCUCUUGGACAUGAUUUAACCAAUCUUGGACUUAACCUUAAUGCACCUGAAAGAAAUGUCUAUGCCACUUUCGCUGGUCCUUGGUCUGAUGUUUCUUGUAGAGUGCAAGAUAUGGAUACAAAGGUCACCUUUGAGCGUCAAUUUGAUCUCGCCGUACUUAGUUUUCUUUUUUUUAAUCAACUUCUUUCUCUUCAGGUACCGGAUGAAUACAUGACAAAUUUGUCGAUCCGGGAUAAACUACCCGGUAUAAAAUUGAAUAAGCUGUCAGAGGAUGUGUUGUUCUACCUCUUUUAUAAUUGCCCUGGUGAAAUUUAUCAAAUGGCAGCUGCUAAUGAAUUAUAUGGUAGGGAUUGGCGAUUCCAUAAAACUCAGUGCGUAUGGUUAACUAGGUCGCAAUAUGGAGUCGUGAAGGAACAAACGUCAGUGUUUGAAAGGGGUUCCUAUAAUGUGUUUGAUCCGACUCAGUGGCGAAAGGUUCGCAUUUUUUUAAAUCAAAGGGAAUAG
Molecule: messenger RNA, 810 nt
Organism: Dracunculus medinensis (Guinea worm)
Lineage: Eukaryota; Metazoa; Nematoda; Chromadorea; Rhabditida; Dracunculidae
Source: the annotation of a GenBank genome assembly